Syngnathoides biaculeatus (alligator pipefish) is the source of this 1256-nucleotide messenger RNA. Its product is annotated as POU domain class 2-associating factor 1. The record is from RefSeq and is a predicted model, not a curated record. The transcript is spliced from 5 exons. Gene Ontology annotation, molecular function: POU domain binding; DNA binding. Bases 181 to 1077 code for a protein of 298 amino acids. NCBI's taxonomy places the organism in Eukaryota, Metazoa, Chordata, Actinopteri, Syngnathiformes, Syngnathidae.
AUGUCUGUUGAAAAGAGUCUUGAUUGCACAGACUGCCAUCAGAAGCUAAAAGUAGAUUCACGACUUGUUCUCAAAAUUGCAACAUCCCAGGGGAAUUGUUAGCCUGCUUUGAGUUGUUAAAAACCACAUUCGCCGGCACGCCACGUUGAUUUUCUUUCUCUGCCGAUCAACAUCAGCAGUAUGCAUUUGGACAAAUCCCACCCAGCUUCUCUGAACAGAUCCAGACCAUACCAGGGUGUUCGAGUCAAAGAUCCAGUUAAAGAGCUGCUGCGAAGGAAAAGAAGUCAAGAGAUGUUGAGCACCAAGACAGCACCAGAUACCGGGGAUGUGAUUACACACAACAACCAGUCGACAUUCACACAAGGUAUCUUUGGGAAUGAUGUCGCCAGCUGCUCCCUAACAAAGUCUCCUGUUUGUGAUGGAGAAAUGACACAAUGGAGAGCUCCACUUCCUAUCACCAGGCCUGGACUUCAACCUACAGGAUCUCCCUGGUCCUCACCCGACUACAGCGAGCAGGUCACUUGUGCUCAACCUCUGGCCUACCCAACUGGCUCCACUUUGACAGCUGAUGUUUACAUGCAAACUUUGUGCCCAAGUUACACUAUGCUUACCUACAAGCAGACGCCGCUGCUCACAAACGUUGGGACCAUCCCUGUGGCCACAUCAACAUGCUCCCUUCCUCAGAUGGACCUCCAAGAAUUAGGGUGUGCUUAUAUCCCCUGGACCCAGCCCCUCACCACCCUAUCUACCAUGCUUUCAGGGGUUCAGUUAACCCCAGGGUCUCCAACUCUAUCAGGGUCCCCUCUGGUACAUAUGUCUUUGUCCAAGACUUUGACCACCACACUUCCUCAGCUAGACACCCAAGGUAUAGAUUCUCAGGCCCAGAUCCUGGAGCCAGUGCAGUAUUCAGAUCUCACGAACCCCAAGCAACAUGAUGAGGUGCUGGAUGAAGGUCAACCAGGAGAAUUGGAAACACCAAACCUACUUGAUAAAAUUCUGGAGGAUCAGGGGAAAGAAGAUGAAUCAGGAGACAAGGUGUCAUACAGUAACUCACUGUUUGCAUCAAAUGGUUUUUGACUUAUUUUUUUAAAUGAAUGAGUACAUUAAUUUCUUGUCUUCACUGACUGCAAAAGUAAAAAGGAUAGAGGUAUCAGUGUGAUUCUUUGUUGAUUUGUUUGCUUUUUAGAUUUAAAUUUGGGUGUUUACACAUUCUAAUUUCAGUGUAAAUACCAAUAAAUAAAAUGAUGGCAACUUCA